AUGCGUUUCCUGUGCCGCGCGCGGCAGUGGGGGCCGUACGUGCCCGCCGCGGCGCUGGGCGGGCCACCGGGCGACAGGGAGGGCGAGCGGAGGGCGUUCGUGCGGGAGGUGAUGGAGGUGAUGUUUGGGGCGGACGGGGCGGACGAGUAUGAUUAUGAGUACGAGGAGGGGGACGAGGAUGCGGAGGCGGAGGCGGGGACAGACGCCGUGGAGGAGGACGAGGGCGAGGAGAGCGUGUCGUCCGGGGCGGUCGUGUAUAGGGGGGAUGAGGACGACGACGAAGCGCGCGCAGAGGAGAGCGACGACGGGGCAGAGAAGCCAGCCCUCUACCUCUACGACGACUCCUCUGACGCGCACGAGAGCUACUCGGACGACACCGGCGAUUCCGACGACACCAACGAUGUCGACGACGCCCACCUCCCAGGUUCGCUGGACGACAAGUGGCGCAUCGGCUCGUGGGCGGGCACCGCCACGCUCCCGCUGGCGGCGGGCCUGCGCCCCGACUGGGCAUUCCUCUGCGCCGUGCGCGUCGUCGUCGAGGCCAACAUGCGCGAGGCCGUCGGCGCGCGCGAGCUCGGCGGCCUGCUCGCGCUCGAUGCGUUGCGCACAGGCAGCGCGCCGCUCGACGCGCGGAGCGACGGCGAUGCCGCGUGGUUUGCGGGCGCCGCGAAGGCGGGCGCGGGGUUCGCGGACGGGAUGUGGGACUGGGCGGGCGUCACCGGCGUGUGGAGGCCAGUCUUCAUCGCCUCGGACAAGGCGCACGUCUCCGAGAGCACGCUGCGGGAGGCGGUGCGCAUCGUGCCGCUGCGGCUGCGCGUGAUCGCGCACGGAGCCCCUGCGGUGCCUGCGUGGCCCGGGCGGCCGACGCUGUACGUCGAGGGCGAGACGAGCGGCUCGAGCCAGAACGGCGCGAUACGGCGCGUGCGCGGGACAGUGUCUGCGCUCGCCGACGGGAGUGCGCGGUGGUCGCUUGGUCUGCUCGGUGCGGACGACGGACAUGAGCAGUGGAUGAGCGAAGGCGUGCAGCUGGGGGGGCCGUCAAGCAGCAUGGGGGUGCUCGGGCUCUGGACGGGAUCGCAACAUGAGCGAACAGACCCAGGGCGAACACACUAA
This is a messenger RNA of Postia placenta MAD-698-R-SB12, 1113 nucleotides long. RefSeq lists its product as hypothetical. NCBI's taxonomy places the organism in Eukaryota, Fungi, Basidiomycota, Agaricomycetes, Polyporales, Adustoporiaceae. The record is from RefSeq and is a predicted model, not a curated record. Bases 1 to 1113 code for a protein of 370 amino acids. The transcript has 4 exons.